Anopheles coluzzii is the source of this 3197-nucleotide messenger RNA. RefSeq names its product cuticle protein CP14.6-like. The record is from RefSeq and is a predicted model, not a curated record. Bases 1524 to 1976 code for a protein of 150 amino acids. Gene Ontology annotation, molecular function: structural constituent of chitin-based larval cuticle. Gene Ontology annotation, cellular component: chitin-based extracellular matrix. The transcript has 2 exons. NCBI's taxonomy places the organism in Eukaryota, Metazoa, Arthropoda, Insecta, Diptera, Culicidae.
AGCAAAAAUAGAACCAUUUCAUAUUUAAAAUCGUUCGAUCACCAAUUGAAGCAUAACAAACGAAUCUUUUGGAGCAAACACUUAUCUGAAAAUGGUUGCAUUAGUAAUCUUACGUCUAAAUCGUGAGCAAGAUAGUACUGAUGUCCACCGCCACAAAAUACGCAGGUUAAUUGCGGUGACCUCAAUUUACGCAACACAGGCUCGACAACGACUGUCGUUAACUCACAACGACCUAAUGCAACGAACAGCGAGACCUGCCAAGGUUUAGGUCAAACAGCCCGAAACACCAAUAUCGGUUUGAAACGUGACCGUAAGUGUGAAUGUGUGUGUAUUAAUGUGUGUGUGCAUUUCCUGAUCUAAUGAUGAACCAAAAUACGGACAGCCGGCCCCGUACCUCACGUCAAACCGGACAGGCGCAAACUGUACGGGGCUUGCGUGAGGCGCUGACAUAAAUCGGCAACGGACGCACCGACGAUAUAGAACAGCACUUGGUCCGUACUACAGUGCCCGCUAGCUAGUGGUGCUUCAUGCCCUAUAGUUGUCAGUCAAACGUCCGCAAUCCCUGCCCGAGUUGUGCUGGGUGUUGCAAACGAUUCACGAUGUAAUUAUAGCUUUCCGUCCCGUGCCGGCGACCGUUUACUGCUUAAUAGGCGUUUUUGGUGCUGUGGCCGUUUCGGGGUGCUGCGGUUUGAUGCGAAGAUUGCACCCAGCCCUAGGCAAGUUGCUAAGCUCCGCCGUUCUACGCAAUCUCUUCACAGUGUGCACAGAACUGACCUUUCUAACGAUGUGUCCAUUAAUAUCGUUCAAACGUUGGCAGUUGGACGUGGAAGCACCAAAAAAUCUUCCCAAAAAAACAGCCGCACGAAGCCAACGGAGACAUUUGGCGAACGGAUGGUUCGUUGAACCGAGUGUGGCUCUCCCUCAAUGGGGGACUAGAUGUGUGUUUUGCAAGAGCAGAAGAAAAAGAAUGAUGGGAAGCUAUAAUACCUUUUGAUAAAUCACACUGACCCACCGUUUCAAGGACGCUUCGUUAUCGAACUCGUACCAAUACCGGUGGGGGCUCAUUUGCAUCGACUCCAAUUUCGGCGAAGAUGACAAACUCUCUCCCGAAAAAAACACGAAAGAAAACAGGCAAGCUUUGUCUACGCCCGCAUUUGUUGGUCACACAUGCGAAUACACGCUAUCAAAGAUGCGAAUGUAAAAGAUCAAACAUCUCAUGUUUUGAAUCGCUCUAACUCGUUUGAGAAGAAAAAAAAAAAAAAGCACACACACACACAUACGAACGGGCGAAUAGAUAACGAGAUGCAUACUGGUGCACUUUUUGUUUGUUCGCGUGUGUGUUGGUCUAAGCUGACUUGCCAAAUACUUUCGCUGUCGCCCCUCUGCAGGCAAUGCUUUGAAUAUAAAAGAGUCCUCGGGAGGAUUGGUUGUCAUCAGUCAGCUGUUUGCAAGUUUACAGUUCAAACGAUCUCACCUCACCGGGGACAUUCAGCCGAAAGCCGUUCCACAGACAGUCACACAAGAUGUAUUCGAAAGCGAUCGUUCUUGCCGGGUUCGUUCUCUGCCUUGUCGCAGCGGCACCGCCGAGGAAAGCGGUCCGUGCAUCGCCCGGCGGUGGCCCAGACAGUGAAGCCAUCGUGAUCCAGCAGGACCAGAUCAUCAACGACGACGGUUCGUACAACUACGUGUUUGAAACGAGCAACGGUAUUCGGGCGCAGGCGAGCAGCUCGGACGGUAUCCGUACAUCCGGGGACUUCUCUUACCCCGCUCCGGACGGUUCCAACAUUGCGCUUGUCUACGUGGCCGAUGACUACGGUUUCCAGCCGCAGGGAGCUCAUCUGCCCGUGGAACCCCCAGCACCGGAGCACGUCAUCAAGCAGCUCGAGGACAUCCGUGCCAACCCGCCGAACGAUCCGGACUUUGAUGCUGCCUUCCUGGAUUCGGAAAUUGCCAGACUGCGGGCGACCCAGGGCUGAGCAGUAGCUCCAACAGGAACGCAUUAGUUAGUUAGCGAAAUCAACAUACUGUCGAAGUAGUGAAAUUUUAAACAUUUUAAUAAAAAAGUGAUUGUGUCAAAGUACAAAAUUGCAACACGAUGCUCUUUCUGCUAUAAUUAAACAUCGCCGAAGCUCACUAGCACCGACAUCCAGAUAAUAUCCCAAAGGGCCAACGGGAUUUCCCUUUAAAAAUCCCAUCCCACGAAUUCCAGGAACAUUCACCACCCGCUCGUGCACUCGAAUGUCACAGUGGCAUUAAUCAACGCUAACCACCGUACUACCUGUAUCCUGUGUGUCUGCUAAAUGUGUGCCGCACCUUUCGACCAACCACCAACACCAACCGACAGGCAUCAUGGUUUGAAAUUGGAAAGCUAUCUUGAUCCCGGGACCGCCAUCCCCGCCAUUCGCCGGAAAUCCGAAUCAUUCUCUCGUGUCCAUACCACCAACUGGUGACCCCGUGGUGCCAGCGGGCUCAGCCCUAGGUUUAGCGCAGCCCUUCGGACAGUAUCCACACCGAAAACAAGGGGAUAUUGAAACAGGAUAUUCACAUUACCCCAGGAUGUGUGUAGUGGCCCCGGAUGGUGCCGUAACCCGUACUGUAGACGAGAGCUCCGAUUGGGUCGGUCUGUUCUGAUGCUGGCGUACUGUCGAUUGGGUCACAGUAACACAACUGGAGCACGUGUGUGUGUGUGUGUGUGGAUGUCACUUGUGUAUGGCGAGCAAUCUGGAGGGAAAUCUGGCUAGAGAUAAUCGAUUGUGGAGGAUGAAGGGAUUCCAUCUAUUUUUGGAAACCCGAGGUUAAUUUCUGUUCCACAAAAGGGAAGCGAUGUUUUCUGCUAUUCUGCUAUUGCUGGUCUUGAUGGUACUAAUCAAUAUGAGAGAUAGAUCUGUUGAAGUAGUUGUAGACUUGAUGCAUUAGGAGUUAUAUUGGACAGUUUGAAAGUGUAUCAACAGCUAGAAGAUUGUGCAUAUCUUCUUUAUUAUGAAAUAUAUAAGCAAGAAUAUUCAUUUAAAUGAGCUGUUUAGACAUUGAAAUAGAGCAUAAUUUUAUGGCAAAGUUCACUAUGAAGAGACUUUACUUGACUCAAAUUGAGACGGAAAUGAAAUAGAAUACAAAUUUAGAAGGUUUGAAGGGAUUUUAUUCAAUAUUAUGCUGCGGCUGAGGCCGUUUAUUUGAGUUCUAGGAAUCCAAAAAUAUUC